AUGAGUAUAGGAAAAAAAACACAAUAUAAUAUAAAGGUGGAUAUACAUGAAGUUAAAGAUUUGAGUUUUCGAGAAAGUACAAAUGAAAAAGAGAUAAUACCUAACCCUUAUAUUGAAAUAAGAGUUAACGAUGAAACAAAAUGUACAGCCAAAAAAAAUCAAGCAGUAAAUGUUGUAUAUAAUACAUCAUUUAAUUUUUCUAUGGAUUUAACUGACUAUGAUUUUCAAAGAACAAGUGUAGAAGUGUGUGUAUUACAUAAAUAUACAAUUCAGAGUGCACUAAUUGGAAAAUGUUCUUUCAGUUUAAAUUAUGUAUAUUCAAAAGUACAACAUUGGAUAUAUAGAAUAUGGGUUAAGUUGCGAAAUCCUGAUCUGCCUUUAGAUGAUGUAGGGUAUUUAUUAAUAUCUGUUGGGGUAUAUGGCCCUGGUGAUUCUAUACCAAUUAUAAAUGAUAGCAUAAAAACAAAUAUGCAUGAACAUGAAAUAUGUGCAAAUAAUAAAGGAAUAGAUAUGCAUAUAACACAUUAUGAUUUAUGUAUAAAUAUAUUUAGAGGUCAAGAUAUCGAAUUUAUAAACAAUGCUAACAGUUUAUUCCAAAAUAAUUUAGAACCAUAUGUUAGGGUAAUACAUAACGGUUUUGAAGAAAAAACUAAAAUUAUACGAAAUGAUCCAAACCCUGUUUGGAAUUUAAGUGUUCAUUUACCAACAUGUACACCUUGUUAUGAUAAAAAUAUUAUUAUAGAAUUAAUUAAUGGAGAAACAAAUGGCGUCGUUAUAUUUAGUAUUUUACUAGAUUUUUUUGAAAUACUAAAAAGGGAAAUAGUUCCACGAUGGUUCAAUAUUUAUUAUAACCCUCAGAAUUACAUCUUUCCUAGAAGCAGUAUUUAUUCCCAGAAUGUCAAUCAAAAUUCUACGAAUCCUCAUGCUUUUGGAAAUAAUCAAACUUCGAAUAAUAAUCAGUCUGUUGCCGGUAUUGGCAAUACAAUUAAUAAUGUGAGCACAUUUGGGAAUUAUUUAUUUUCAGGAACAACUGCAGAAAAACUUUUUAAGAAUGCAGCACAAGGAAUAAAUAUUAAUGAUAUAUUAGGAAUAACAAAAGUACAAAAUAUAUUUACUAAUGAUAUUUUAAAAGAAUUUUAUCUUUAUGGGGGUCGUAUAUUUUUAGGAGUAAAUAUUACAAAAACUCAUGCCCCUGGGCCUAUAUGUAUAAAAUCAGCAAAAAUAGAACAUGACCCACCCAACAAAGAAUAUAUAUUUUGUGCUGACAUUUAUGAAAUAUUAGGAGUAGAAGGAAAUAAUAAGCAAGGAGAAUAUGAGACUAAUAAUUUGAAUAAUAUAAAUGAUGGAAAUGUGUUAAAUGAGAAAAAUAAUUUUAAUAACAAUGGGGAUAGUAUUAUAUGUGUAUGUGGAUUAGGACCUCACAAAUUAAAAACGCCACCACUACUUCCAAACGAAGUAGGAUCUUAUGUUUUAAAUGAAAGUGCGGGAAGAAUAAAUGAGUUUCGUAUUUUUUUACCACAAAAUAAUAAUGAACAAAUUUAUGAUAUAUUUCUUUAUAUAUAUGUAAAGUCAAAUAUAUCAGUUACAGACUGGAUUACAAACAGACGAAAUAUUUAUAAUAGCAUUUUAAAUACAGAAUAUGAAGAUGGUGAUAUAAAUAAGAUUCAGAAAAUAAAUAAAAUGAGUUCAAUAAAUCAAAUAUCUGAUGAUAUGGUUAACAACAAUUCUGAAAUUUUAAAUAAUUAUAAACUAAAAAGUUUUGUCAGAAUACCAUUUAAAUAUUUACUUUUGAAUGAAAAUAAACCUAAAUGGUUUUCUAUGAAAAAUGUUGAAACAGAUGCACAUGAUUAUAAUAUAUCUUUUUUUGCAAAUUUAAUACCUUGUAAUUUAUAUAAAAAAAGACCAAAAAGGUUAGAAUAUAAAUUGUCACGAUAUUUUUUUCGUGCUUUAAUAUAUGAGGGUUUACAUUUUCCAGCUAAAGGAUAUAAUGCAUUUCCUGACCCAUACAUAAAAAUAGAAAUAGCUGGACAAACUAUAAAAACAAGUACUAUUUUACAUACAUUAAAUCCAAAUUAUUAUGAAGCAUAUGAAGUUGAAGUUAUAUUACCAACAAAUUUAAAUCUUGCUCCAGAUAUAUCGAUAGAAGCUUUUUCUGUUAAUAAAUCAUUUCUUUAUAAUGAUGAUAUUUUAUUGGGUUCAUGUACAUAUCCUAUCAUGAAAGUUCCAAUGGAAUGGAAAAGAUCACCUAUAUGGAUAAAUUUAAAAUCUUCUCAAUAUAAAAAGUGUAAAGCAAAAUUAUUAGUUGCUUUUGAAUUAGUACCUUAUGAAAAAGUAGUUAAUGAUGAUCAGUAUCCAUUUUAUGAUGAUAUAAGGCCAUCAACUUUACCUGGUCAUGUUUCUUUAUUUUUAGUUGGGAUUCGUAUGUUUAAACCUUUGAAAGAUCCAUCUGUCACUGUUUGUUUUGGUCGAGAUAUAGAUGACACAUCUCAAUUUUUAUGGUAUGAAACUACUAAUAAAGUUAUAUCAGGAAAAGAAGGGAAUUGGAAUUUUUUAAAAUAUUUUUCUCUAGAUGUAGCAUUACCCAAGCGUAUGCAACAUCAUAGUUUUUUAGAAGUUCGAGUUGAGGAUAGAGGAUCUAAUACUGGUUUUUCUGGUGGUACUUCUAAUGGAUAUAAUUCAAUUAAUGCCAUAAAUAAUGAUAAUUUAGUAGGUACUGCGUAUAUAACCCUAAACCCGCUACUCCCAUGGUUAUAUGAAUAUGAACAAAGAGAAUGUAUAGAAUUGUUUAAACUGCAUCUAUUGGAAGAGGUUCUAAUUGAGGAUGCUGAAAAGGCGCGGAAAACAUAUAAUAGUGCAUUGAUAUAUAAAAAAAGUUCAAUAUUUUCUAAAAAAAUGUCAAAUGAUAUAUUUGAAAUACAAGGAACAGAUGAAGAAAGAGAUGGGUAUGGUAAUAAUAAUGUUUUUCAUGCAUUAUCGUUAAAUAUGUUAGAGGAGAACCCAUUUUUAGAAUAUGGUGAUGAAGAUGUAGAAGAACCAGAUGAAGGUGAAAAUGGGUUAAAAAAUGUGAUGCACAAAAUAAAAGAUGAUAUAAAUAAAGAGGAUAGGGCAGAAAACAAAAAUAGUGUAACCGAAUUGGAGAAAAAAAUAAAUUCAAAUGGUAUUCUUAGUCCAAUUGAAACAAAUGGAAUGAGAGCAGUGAAUGAAUUUGAGGAAAUCCCAAAUGAAAAUAAUCAAAAAAAAGAAAUUAAAAAAAAAAAAAAAAGUCGAAAAAAUAUAAACAAUGAAUAUCUUCCUUAUAAUGAUCCAGAUUUUGCAAAUGUUCGAAUUGAAGACCCAUUAGAGCAUGUUUGUUUUACACAAAAAACUGGUGGUAUAGAUAAUGAUAUAGAUGUAACUGGAUAUUCAAACAACAAUAAAUCCAUCUCAAAUAUAAAUGAUAAUCAUGUGAAUAAACAAUAUACAUCAGCCAAUACAUUGGACAAUGCCGAAAAUUGUGGGAAAGGUAUUUAUGGAUUUAGUGAAGAUAUGUUAAAUUUUCAAUUAUCAUUAGCAUAUGAUGAUGACCAUGAUGAAUUGCAAAGAGAAGAAAUGUUAUAUGAAUAUGAAGUAGAUAUGGAUAUAAAUGAUUUACCUUAUUUAAGAGCAACGAUAUUUAGAUGCACAGAUUCUGGAAUACCAGAAGCAGUUGGUUAUUUGAAAUAUAUAUGUAAUGUAUAUGAUGAAAAAACAAUGCAUAAAAAAAAAGAAAUGGUUAAAGCAUGUGAUAACCUAGUAAGAGAAUAUAAAUUAACAAGAAAUUUAGUAGUAAGAGCAUAUAUUAUUCAAGCAAGAGGUUUGAACCCGCCAUCAGGGGCUACAGAUAUAACGACAUAUAUAUGGAUAAAAAAUAGUGAUGAAAUAACAAACAUUCCAGGUGGUUUAUCACAUAAUAUUAAAGAUACAGGACAUACAAAAAAGCAAGGAUAUAAACCUGAAUUCAAUAGAUGUUAUCAAUUAUUAUGUUCAUUUCCUGAUGAAUCUAUUAUACAAGUAUGUGUAAUGAAUCAAGGAUCUAUAUCUGAUGAAGUGAUAGGAUAUACAUAUAUAGAUAUGGAAGAUAGAUACUUUAACAAAAAAAUAAAGCAACUAAUGUUAGAUGACAUUAUGCCAAUAGAAUUAAGAUCAUUGAAAUUAGAAAAUAGUACAAUAUCACAUGGAUCUUUAAGAUGUUGGUUUGAAAUAUUUACAGAAGAAUUUGCGCAAUUAAAUCCUGUUAAAAUUUUAUGUUCAAAUGAACCUGAUGACUACCAAUUAAGAUUAGUUGUAUGGAAAGUUUUGAAUGUAGCAAUGGAUAAUAAUUCGACAGUUAGUUUAUUUGUUAGAUGUAUAUAUGCAGAUGAUGAUUCUGAAGAUAUUAGAGAUACAGAUAUACAUUAUAAUAGCAAAAAUGGGAAAGGUAUAUUUAAUUGGAGAUUUGUUUAUAAUGUUAAAAUACCUACAAAUUCAACAACUAUUAAAGUUCAAAUACACAACUAUGCUCUUUUAUCAUCAAAUGAACCCAUUGGUGAAUCAUCUCUUGAUUUAUCUGCUCAUUUUUAUCGAGCUCGUAAAAAGAAAGGUUUCUAUCAUAUACCCAGAUUCUCCAUUUCUUGUAAACACCCAGCACAUAAAAACAAAAUCCGAGGAAAUAUAGAAGUCGAAGCAUGCAUAUUGCCAAAGAAUGAAGCAGAUAUUGAUCCAGUUGGAAAUGGACGUGAUGAACCAAAUAAAGAUCCAUUUUUACCACCAAUAACAGAAAAUAGAACCUAUGUAGAUUGGGUAACUAUAAAUGAAAAACUGGGAGAUGCAACUGCAUCUAUAAUGCAAGGAUUGAAAUGGACAGGAGUAUGGGUUAUGGUUGCAUUCAUUGUUAUUGGAAUUUUAUUUAUAAUGUUUUUGUUAAAAUGA
This is a messenger RNA of Plasmodium berghei ANKA, 4926 nucleotides long. RefSeq names its product ferlin-like protein. Gene Ontology annotation, biological process: plasma membrane organization. The transcript has 3 exons. Lineage: Eukaryota; Apicomplexa; Aconoidasida; Haemosporida; Plasmodiidae. The record is from RefSeq and is a predicted model, not a curated record. Bases 1 to 4926 code for a protein of 1641 amino acids.